AUGAAACCAAGAAAUGUAACUAAAAACGAUGAAAAGGAUAUAUUGAGGGGAAUAUAUCAUAAUCAAAAUUCAAUGUUUUGUGUCACAUCAAAGUUGGAAAAAAAAUCUAAAAUUGGUGAUAACGUGCGAAUAAGUAAAUAUAAAAAAAUUUUCGAAAAAAGCUACACUCUCAAUUGGACAACUGAAGUUUUUACAAUCACAAAAGUAUUGAAUACAAUACCAAUAACUUACAAGCUCGUUGACAAUCAAGAUAACAAUGUUGAAGGAUGUUUUUAUCAAGAAGAACUGAAUCCAGUACGCUAUCCAAAUAUAUAUCUUGUCGAAAAAAUUUAA
Aphidius gifuensis is the source of this 333-nucleotide messenger RNA. RefSeq lists its product as uncharacterized. Bases 1 to 333 code for a protein of 110 amino acids. Lineage: Eukaryota; Metazoa; Arthropoda; Insecta; Hymenoptera; Braconidae. The transcript has a single exon. The record is from RefSeq and is a predicted model, not a curated record.